AUGUUUGACGACGAGAAUACAGACUCUAUCUUUGACGUGUUUGCUGGUCAAGCGGAAGACGAUUUCGACGACGAUCUGGACGAUGAACAAGUGGCCCAGGCACCUGUCAAACGUUCGCAUGGCGACGCCACAGAUCAAGAUAAUCCAAUGGGCGAAACCGAAGACGACAAGGUCAAACGAUUGAGAACCGAAGACGCCAUGCAGCCGGCACCUAUUGUUGCUGAUACUUUUGAAGAAGAAUCGUCUCGACAAGUGGCCAACAUUGCUGGUCUGCAGAACACUGUGGCCACUGAAGGAGAGCAACUCACAUUGAGCCAUCAGGUUCGUCAUCAAGUCGCUGUGCCACCCAAUUACGAUUACGUUCCUAUCUCGCAGCAUGUCCCGCCAGCCGAUCCUGCCCGUGUUUACCCAUUCACCCUCGAUCCUUUCCAACGUGUGGCUGUUUCCUCUAUCGAACGUAAUGAAUCCGUUCUUGUCUCUGCCCAUACGUCCGCCGGUAAAACCGUGGUUGCCGAAUACGCUAUUGCACAGUGUUUGAAGAACAAGCAGCGUGUUAUCUAUACCUCACCUAUCAAGGCUUUGUCUAAUCAGAAAUAUCGUGAAUUUACCGAGGAAUUCGGUGAUGUGGGUUUGAUGACCGGUGAUGUGACAAUUAAUCCUCAAGCAUCCUGUCUUGUCAUGACUACCGAGAUUUUGCGUUCAAUGCUUUACCGUGGUUCGGAAAUCAUUCGUGAAGUGGCCUGGGUCGUCUAUGAUGAAAUCCAUUACAUGAGAGAUUCUGAGAGAGGUGUGGUUUGGGAAGAAUCCAUUAUUAUGCUUCCCGACGCUGUUCGAUAUGUUUUCUUGUCAGCCACCAUUCCAAACGCCAUGGAGUUUGCCGAAUGGAUUUGUAAGAUCCAUGAACAGCCUUGUCAUAUUGUCUACACCGAUUUCCGUCCCACACCUUUGCAACAUUAUCUGUUCCCUGCUGGUGGUGAGGGUAUUCAUUUGGUGGUGGAUGAAAAGAGUACCUUCCGAGAGGAUAACUUUCAGCGAGCCAUUACGGCCUUGUCCGACACACAAGGAGAUGAUCCCAGUGGUACGAAAGCGCGCGGUGCACGUGGAAAGAAAGGCCCAAAGACGCACAAGGGCGGCAAAAACGAUGGUCCGACCGAUAUUUACCGCAUCAUUAAGAUGAUUAUGAUGAAAAACUAUCAUCCCGUCAUUGUUUUCAGUUUCUCCAAGCGUGAAUGUGAAGCGAAUGCAUUGCAAAUGUCCAAGUUGGAUUUCAACGAUGAUAAUGAGCGUGAUAUGGUAUCUCAAGUGUUCAACAACGCGAUAUCAUCGUUAAAUGACGAUGAUCGUCAGCUGCCACAGAUUCAGCAACUUCUUCCACUAUUGCGUCGUGGUAUCGGUGUCCAUCAUGGUGGUUUACUGCCUAUCAUGAAGGAAGUGAUCGAAGUGCUUUUCCAAGAAAAUUUGCUCAAGGUGCUUUUUGCCACCGAAACCUUCUCUAUUGGUUUGAAUAUGCCUGCCAAAACGGUCGUUUUCACAAGUGUCCGUAAAUUCGAUGGUAAAACGAUGCGUUGGGUGACCUCGGGUGAAUAUAUCCAAAUGUCCGGUCGUGCAGGUCGAAGAGGUCUCGAUGAGCGUGGUGUGGUUAUCAUGAUGAUUGACGAAAAAAUGGAACCUGCUGUUGCCAAGGGCAUGGUUCAGGGUGAAUCGGAUCGCAUGAAUUCAGCUUUCCAUUUGAGUUACAACAUGGUGCUGAAUCUGUUGCGUGUUGAAGGUGUCAGCCCCGAAUACAUGCUCGAGCGUUGUUUCUAUACCUUCCAAAACGAUGCCAAUAUCCCUCAUUUGGAGAAAGAAUUGAUGAAUUUGGAGAAUCAAAAGAACGAUAUCGUCAUUCCAAAUGAAGAAGAGAUCCAAAGCUACUACGAGAUCCGCAAACAGAUUGACACCUAUUCGCAAGAUGUUCGUGACGUGAUUAACCAUCCUACCUACUGUCUUCCUUUUAUGCAACCUGGUCGUCUUGUUCGCGUGAAGCAUGACAAUGUCGACUUUGGAUGGGGCGUCGUGUUAAACUUCCACAAGCUUCAGCAAAAGAACAAAAAGGACGAUCCUGAAAAUCCAACCUACUUUGCGGACGUGCUACUUUACUGUACCAAAGACAGCUCUUUAUCAAAAGAUGCCGAAGGAAAUGCAACAGGAUUCUAUCCCGCCAAGGACGAUGAAGGAUCCAUGCUGGCUGUGCCGGUCAUGCUGUCGUGUCUAGAAGGCAUUAGUCACAUUCGCUUAGUGCUUCCAAAAGAAGUACGAAGUAAAGAUGCUCGCCAAACUAUCUACAAAUCCAUCAAAGAGAUCAAGAAGCGAUUUCCCGAAAAGAUUCCCCUCUUGGAUCCUGUAGAUAACAUGAACAUCAAAGAUCCCGCUUUUAAGAAACUCGUUCAGAAAAUUGUGAUCUUGGAGGAGAAGUUGAUGUCGCAUCCUCUCAAUAGUUCGCCCGAGUUGCCUACAUUAUACGAUGCCUACGUUAACAAAGCCAACAUCAUCAAUGACAUCAAAAACUUGAAACGACGAAUUACAGAUGCUCAAUCGAUUGUCCAACUGGAUGAACUGAAAAACAGAAAAAGAGUGAUGCGAAGGCUUGGUUUCACCACGUCGGCCGAUGUCGUUGAAAUGAAAGGUCGUGUAGCCUGUGAAAUCAGUACGGGCGACGAACUUUUGUUGACGGAAAUGAUCUUCCAAGGUGUUUUCAAUGAUUUGACGGUCGAACAGUCCGUGGAUCAAAAUGCCCGUUUACAAGAGGAACUUGCCGGUCCCUUGCGUUUGAUGCAGGAAACCGCUCGACGUAUUGCCAAGAUUUCCAACGAAUGCAAAAUGAACAUGGAUGAAGAUGAAUAUGUGCAGCGAUUUAAGCCCCAGUUGAUGGAUGUUGUUUAUGCAUGGUGUCAAGGAGCUAAAUUCUCGCAAAUUUGUAAAAUGACCGAAGUAUACGAAGGUUCAUUAAUUCGUAUUUUCCGUCGACUUGAAGAACUACUCCGUCAAAUGGCCGCAGCUGCCAAAAGUAUUGGUAACUCCGAGCUUGAAAACAAGUUCUCUCAAGGUAUCAACCAAAUUCACAGAGAUAUCAUCUUUGCCGCAUCUCUGUACUUGUAA
Radiomyces spectabilis is the source of this 3138-nucleotide messenger RNA. Its product is annotated as rRNA-processing arch domain-containing protein. Lineage: Eukaryota; Fungi; Mucoromycota; Mucoromycetes; Mucorales; Radiomycetaceae. The record is from RefSeq and is a predicted model, not a curated record. The transcript has 13 exons. Gene Ontology annotation, biological process: maturation of 5.8S rRNA; RNA catabolic process. Bases 1 to 3138 code for a protein of 1045 amino acids. Gene Ontology annotation, molecular function: RNA binding; ATP binding; RNA helicase activity. Gene Ontology annotation, cellular component: nucleus.